Molecule: messenger RNA, 5259 nt
Organism: Tachysurus fulvidraco (yellow catfish)
Lineage: Eukaryota; Metazoa; Chordata; Actinopteri; Siluriformes; Bagridae
Gene: mpp2b
Product: MAGUK p55 scaffold protein 2b
Exons: 12
Coding region: 1098-2783 (561 amino acids)
Cellular component (GO): plasma membrane; cell-cell junction
Molecular function (GO): protein binding
Source: RefSeq, a predicted model, not a curated record
UGUAUGUGUGUAUAUAUCUCAGCUGUUUUGUCUGAUUGUUUUUGCUGGAUGUUGCAGGGCUCCAGAUGUCAGCAGCUCUAAGAGUCUUAAAUUUCUCCACAUCAUGUUCUUCCAUGAGCAAUACAUUAAUAAUUGUUGAGAAGGCUGUUUCUUUUUCUUAUUAUUUCUUAUUACUUUUCUCAUUAUUAAUGAAAUUUAGCUGAUUUUUUUUUAAAAUCUUUAAUCUUUAAUCUUAAAUCCUGAUUAAAGGAAAAUGUACUGUAUCUGAUACACCUCACAUAGGUUUCCUAGGUACAAUGUAUUUCUAGACAUAUUUACUCAUUUCAAGCUUACAAGCAUAUGUGUGCUUCUUUCUAGAAAGAGCUGGCUGACCAUCGUAAGUCAAGUUUGAAAUAAGUGCAAAUACAGAAAUAGUCUUAUAUUUGUUUCAAAACAGUCUAAUAAAAAUAAGAAAUGAUUAAGUAAAUAGUAUUCAAGAUAUGUUUACUUUGUAAGACCUUUGUAAGUGUAGCAUUGUCUAGAUUUGUUUAUAAAAGUGGUGAUUUCUUUGGAGAUGUUUUAAAAAGAACUUUAGAGAAGUCCUAAAUCCAGCUCAGGAUCUCUUCAGAUCCAUUCAGUCAUAACUGACAUUCAUCAAAACCAAAUCUGCAUUAUUCAUGUUUAAACCUAAAACACGUCCAGUUUAGAACAAAACAGCAGUGAAUUGUUUGGGAUUCGAAUCCUGAUCUGACUCAUUAAAAAGAUCCGGAACUCCCGAUAGGAACAUCAGACGGGCCUUGAGAUAAAUUAAGCUUCUGAGCUAAAAAAGAAAAAAGAAAAGGAAGCCAUGAGAUAGAAAAGAGAGUUGAUCGAGCGACAUGGGGAGCCUCGUUUUCUUCCAAACCCUCCCAGCUAUUGUCAAGAAGGAUUGAGCUCAGAAGCAGGUGAAGAGAACUAAUGAGGAGAGGAAGACUGAGACGGUGAGAGAGAAGGGAAUUCGGGAAGGGAAGGGAAGGGCUACCGGCAAGCGUCGCUGACGUCAGAGAGGUGAAAAAGCGAGGGAAAGGGAGGAGGAGAGCGAGCGCCAGGCAGAGAAGGAGAGCGCGACGGAGGAAAGCAUGGCUGGGAGUCUCUUUAACAGGCUGUCUCUGGAGGAGGCCGGCUCUCUUAACUCUCUUAGGAGGCCAGGAGCGAUGCACAGCGUCCUCGACACGCUGAGCGACAGCACCGGCUCCACCGCUGCCAACGAUCUGGACCUCAUCUUCCUGAAGGGCAUAAUGGAGAGUCCUGUAGCCCAUGAGCGGUUUGAGGAGCCGAAGCUGGAGGCAGUGAGUGAGAACAAUGUGGAACUGGUGCAGGACAUCCUGAAAGAACUCACACCACUCACCGAACAAAGCCAGGCAGCACAUGAACUUGCCCGCAUACUUAGUGAGCCACACUUUCAGUCCCUCCUGGAAACACAUGACUCUGUAGCCUCCAAAAGCUAUGAGACUCCACCACCCAGCCCCUGUGUCUUCAUGGACCCUGCCUUCAACAACCAACCCGUCCCUCCCGAUGCCGUCAGGAUGGUCGGCAUACGCAAAAUCUCCGGAGAACAUCUGGGUGUGACGUUUCGUGUGGAGGGCGGAGAGCUGGUGAUUGCACGUAUCCUGCAUGGCGGUAUGAUCGAUCAGCAGGGCCUCCUGCAUGUCGGUGAUGUCAUCAAAGAGGUCAAUGGGAAGGAGGUGGGUAGUGACCCCAAAGUGCUCCAGGACAUGCUAAAGGAGGCCAGCGGCAGUGUUGUGCUUAAGAUUCUGCCCAGCUACCAGGAGCCACACACACCCCGCCAGGCAUUCGUGAAAUGCCACUUCGAUUACGACCCCGCUCAUGAUAAUCUGAUCCCCUGCAAGGAGGCUGGCCUUCGUUUCCACAGCGGAGAAAUCCUGCAGAUCUUCAACCAGGAUGAUCCCAACUGGUGGCAGGCAUGUCACCUGGAGGGUGGUAGCGCAGGUCUGAUCCCCAGCCAGCUGCUGGAGGAGAAGAGAAAAGCGUUUGUGAAGAGAGACCUGGAGCUAAGCACAGCAGGACCUCUGUGUGCAGGCAUGGGUGGGAAGAAGAAGAAGAGAAUGAUGUACCUGACCACCAAGAAUGCAGAGUUUGACAGACAUGAGCUGCUGAUCUAUGAGGAGGUGGCGAAGGUGCCGCCGUUCCGGAGAAAGACCCUGGUGCUGAUCGGUGCACAGGGAGUCGGACGCCGCAACCUGAAAAACAAGCUGCUGAUGUCACAACCUCAUCGUUACGGCACCACGACACCCUACACGUCCCGUAAGCCAAAAGUGGAUGAGAAGGAGGGACAGAUGUACCUGUUUAUGUCACGCAGCGAGAUGGAGGCGGACAUUAAGAGCGGCCGCUUCCUGGAGCAUGGCGAGUACGAUGGUAACCUAUACGGCACCAAGAUCAACUCCAUCCAUGAGGUGAUCGAGUCCAGCAAGGUCUGCAUCCUGGAUGUCAACCCGCAGGCUCUCAAAGUGUUGCGGACAGCCGAGUUCCUGCCCUAUGUCGUGUUUAUCGAAGCCCCUGACUUUGAAGUGCUGAAGGAAAUGAACAGAUCUGCCAUCGAGGCUAGAGUCGUCACCAAACAGCUCACUGACUGCGAGCUGAAGAGGACAGUGGAGGAGAGCGAGAGGAUCCACAGAGCUUAUGGUCACUACUUUGACCUCACCAUCGUCAACGACAACCUGGACGGCGCAUAUCGCAGCCUGAAGGUGGCGCUAGAGAGACUGACCACUGAGCACCAGUGGGUUCCUGUCAGCUGGGUUUUCUGAGCCGUAUAUAUAUAUAAAGGUGAAAUGUGAGCAGCUCAUAAAGAAACAAAAAAAACAAAAACAAAAAAGAAACAAACCUAGAAACAGCCAUGUUUAAAUUCUACCAAAAACACAGAUUAUUUUCAUGCUAGUUAUAUGACACAAAAUGACACUUUUUUCUGACAUUAAGGUGUAAGAUUUUGUGAGUUUGUGAACUAUGUGCAAACUGUGUGUUAAAAUGAACACACACUCCAGUUCACCCAGAAUUUAAAGAUGGCUGCUCAGGUAUGCUAGGCUUGUGCGAUGAGAAUGAUUUACUCUUUCACUGCCAUGAUGUUCAGCUACAUUCAUUCUGCUAAUAUGGUACAGGUUUGCCAUUUAACUCUUCUAGGCAGGCAUGAGAUUUUGCAUUUACUGUUUAUAAUACCUCUUUACAAACCGACUGGCUGUUACACAAAAUGAAAAAAGUCACACUCAAAUUAACAUUUCAAUCCAAAUGAAGUGACCCAUAUCAGAGAAGUCGUCACUAAAGAGAGCAACACUACAAAUCUUAAGAACAAGCUAAAAAUCCACCGGAUUUCUGAGUUAUCUUGAGUUACUGCUGCCAACAAGCAGUUCCUGACCUGUUCUCCAUUCACAGCACUCUUAACAUGCUGAGCCUCAAGGUCAGUAACCACAUAGUAAAGCCAGAAGCAGCUGGAGGUGGUUUGAUUGCACAGAGCCAGCAAUGACUGCAUUAAAAAAAAAGAAAGGAGAGGAAAAGAUUGAUUGGUUGCUGUAGAGAAACAUGCUGCAGUGGUGAGUAACUUCCACGUAAACCUCAGCAUGUAAACCUCACACUCAGCAGCACCAAACCACCGCUUUAGGAUCCAUAAAUCAAGAUUUUAUUUUAAUGGAUAAUGACGAGAGGUUGAAAUCAGCAUUUCACAAAACUAGCACAUGCUUUCAUAUCACAGGAAAUUAAAGAGUAACAGAAACAUUGUGUACAUGUUUUUGUUUGUAUGGUUUGAUCAUUGUUUUUAUACCACUUUUUUAAAAAUAUUAUUGAUGGAGUAAUGCUACCAUGUGCCACCAAAAUGCUACGUCUUCUAGCCUGUGGGUUAUAUUAGAAUUUAGUUUAAUUUAGUAAACAAGAUGAAGCGCGCUUCAAGAACCCAAAAUUAUUCAUCACUUUUAUUCAACCCAAAAUAAGAAUGUUGGACACUUCAUGCACUCAACACUUGCAGCUUUGCUUAUGUAGCGAAAAUGUUGAGGGAUUAGAAGAAAAUGACCAGAGUGAGAAAAUUAGCUCAUGCUGUGUGGUUUAUUUUUAACCAUUUUAACUAGCUACCACUUUAAACGUUUACUGCAUUCUGCUAAAGGUAUGUUACGUGUGUUUGAUGCCAUUCGAUUUUGAUUUGGGCUUCUACUUCCAGAUGAUACAAUGCUUCUUACAUUCACAUACUCUAGAUACACACUCAAGCUAACUAGCUACAUGCUCCACCAAACAUCUACACUAUCAAGCUAACUAGAUACUAUAUACUAAAGCUAACAAACUACAUGCUCGAGAUAAGUCAGCUACAUACUCAAGCUAGCUAGCUACAUGCUCAAGCUAACUCCAACUGCAUGCUACUGUAUGUGCUUGAGCUAAAUCUAGCUACACACUAAAGCUAGUUAGAUGCUCAAUCUAACUAGCUUAAUACUAAAGUUAACUAAUUACAUGCUCAAACUAAGCAAUACUGAAUCAAACUAGCUAAACCCUCAAGCUAACUGUAGCUACCUACUAAAGCUAAUUAGCUACAUUUCUAGAUCUGUGCACUUAUCAGACUGGAAGUCAGUCGAGACAAUCAGAUUUGAUGCCCCCACAUACUGUAGUUCAUUUAAACAAAAUUUAUAUAAACAAACAAAACAAAACACACACACACACACACACACCAGUUUUACUUUGCUGUACAUUAGUUUGCUCCAUGUCCCGCUCCUCACUCAUGUAGCAAACAUAGCAAGCGUUGUUUGGCGGUGAAGCUGAUAAACAGAAUAACCUGUCUAUGAUAAGUGGAAAAACAUUUUGUUGUAAAUUUGAUUUAGUUGAUUCCAUCUGCAAAAAAAACUUGAGCCCAGAGAAACAAGGACCCUGACAGGAGCCAGUGAGGUUCUCUAUUUUACUAACAACAAUCACUCCUAUUAAAUGUGUAAAGACGCGAUGGAGCCAAGAUGUAGUGUGUGUGUGUACCUGUGAGUCGUAUAUUAAUGCUGUAUAUUUGUACAGACGCCGUGUGAAGUGUAGCUGUUCGUUUCUAUCCUCCUGAAUGAGAGAUGAUGAGAAAUAUGUUUGUGCUUAAAUAAAAUUGAGCUCACACUAGAACACAGUGUCCUGUAAAUUAAAGCAGCAAUAAGUGUCCUGUCAUUUAGAGACAUCCCUUAAGAACUGGAUUGAUGUUUGGUUCUGAAUUUGGCUGUAAACAGGAGACUAAUAAAGUAUGAAUCUAAUAGAGUAUGUAUCUAAUAAACCAGAUCAAAC